AUGCGCUGUGAUGGAGAGCCCACACGUUGGGCUUAUUGCAUCUCUGCAAAGCCAGGUGGAGAGCAGCGGAAAGGGCUGACUCGUCCCAGGGAGAGCGGAGAGGUGGGAGGGGUUUGACCCUCGUUGCCUCUGUCAUCACUUCAGAAAGCAACACUGUGAAAGGACUGGGAGCAGGAGUGUCGGAUCCCUCGGAUGGGACAUUCAACAAGGGGGAUACUUGCUGCUGUUUGAGUUUGAUUUCCUCAAAGAGAUUCUGACUUCUGUGAUUGAAAGACUUUGGGCUUGCUCUCGACAUGGAGCCAGGUUGAAUUUGGAUUGUCUGGAUUUUAAAUAUAGAGGGAUUUGGGUGUGGAUCAGAAUGCUGAUGUGGAGCACCUGAGGUUUGGGACGUAGCAUGUUUGGUUUCUCCAAGAUGCCAAAGCUAUCCGGCCAUAAGAACAAAAUGUCCGGCUGGCCGCCCCCGGGCCCGGGCUCCUGGAGUGGCCUUCAGGGGCCUCCGUAUAGCUGGGACAGCAUGAACAGCAGCAGGGAGGGACGGGACUGCCUCACCAGCCAAGUGUCCACCAGCAGCUCCCUGGAGGAGGUUCACCUGGAUGGGGUCCCUCCCGCCCCUCGUCUGAUCGAGAUGAGACGGGAUCCAGUCCUGGGUUUCGGCUUCGUGGCGGGCAGUGAGAAACCGGUGGUGGUCCGCUCUGUCACUCCAGGUGGUCCGUCAGAGGGGAAGCUGCUGCCAGGCGACGAGAUCAUCUUGAUCAACGAUGAGCCCGUCAGCUCGGCCCAGAGAGAGCGAGUCAUCGACCUCGUGAGGAGCUGCAAAGAAUCCAUCGUGUUGACUGUCAUCCAACCGUAUCCUUCCCCUAAAUCAGCGUUCAUCAGCGCAGCCAAAAAAGCCAUGCUCAAGUCCAAUCCGGUCAAAGUGCGCUUUGCAGAGGAGGUCAUUAUAAACGGCCAGGUUCCAAACCCGGUGAAGGACAACGCUCUUCUGUUCAUGCCAAAUGUCCUCAAGGUCUACCUGGAGAACGGGCAGACCAAGUCUUUCCGCUUCGACAGCAGCACCUCUAUCAAGGACGUGAUCCUGACCCUGCAAGAGAAGCUGUCAAUCAAAUGCAUCGAGCACUUCUCCCUGGUGCUGGAGCAGAGGGAGGAAGGCUCCGGAAGCAAGCUGCUCCUCCUGCACGAACAGGAGAUGCUAACUCAGGUGACUCAGAGGCCCGGCUGUGACAAGAUGAAGUGUUUCUUCAGAGUCAGCUUCGUGCCCCGGGACCCCGUGGAGCUGCUGCGGAGAGACGCCGUGGCGUUUGAAUACCUCUAUGUACAGAGCUGUAACGAUGUGGUCUUGGAGCGGUUCGGCCCCGAGCUGAAGUACGACGCUGCGCUGCGAUUGGCCGCCCUGCAGAUGUACAUCCUCACCAUGACGACCAGGCAGAGUCAGAAGGUGUCACUCAAAUACAUCCAAAAGGAGUGGGGUCUGCCGCUGUUCCUGCCUCCCGUCGUGCUGUCCAGCAUGAAAGAGAAGAACAUCAAGAAAGCUCUGACGCACAUCCUCAAAACCAACCAGAACCUCGUGCCUCCGGGGAAAAAACUGACCGCUUUGCAGGCCAAGGUGCAUUACCUGAGGUACCUCAGUGAGCUCAGACUGUACGGAGGGAGGGAGUUCAAGUCCAUACUGUUGCAAGGGGAGAAGCAGACGGACGUGACCCUGCUAGUGGGUCCGCGUUAUGGCAUCAGUCAUGUCAUCAACGCCCGGACCAACCUCGUGGCCCUGCUGGCUGAUUUCAGCCACGUCAACCGCAUCGAGAUCCUCACCGAGGACGAGACCAACGUCCGACUGGAGCUGCAUGUCCUGGACGUCAGGCCCAUCACGCUCAUCAUGGAUUCCAGUGAUGCAAUGAACCUGGCCUGUUUAACAGCGGGCUACUAUCGCCUCCUGGUGGACGCAAGGAGAUCCAUCUUCAGCGUGCCACACAGUAACAGCUCUGGAGGGGAGGAUCCAAGUCAGGAUCGUGUCCUGGAGUGGCCGUACAGCACGUCUUUGGGCUACAACGAGGAGCCGAUCCAGGGAGAGGUCUACAACAGGGACUCCCGAUAUUCCGACAACGGGCAGAGAGAGAACAGCGUCUCUCCGUAUUUCCACGAGCCCCAAAACCCCGACAGAGACCCUCGGGAGAGGAGGAGUCCUGUGCCGCCUCCUCUUCCGCCCGCCACCAGACACAGAACUCAAGACUCGCCUCGGAGCGCCAAAGUGUCGUUUAUUUUCGGGGGGGACCCGCCCUUGAACAAGCCGAAGAACUCGGGCUAUGAAAGACUGUUGGAGAGCCCCGAGGAGCCCGAACACAGGCAGCCCUACAUGCACAAUCAUUCAGACUUCCGGGGUCAGGACAGGGUGCCGUUUCAGUUCAGCGGGCUGACUCACGUCUACAGUAACAUUAUAAGCGAAGAAGGGGCCGAGGAGCCGGUGCUGAGGGAUUUAUUUUAUAGGGACACGACGGAUGACGCGGAGGACGACGACGACGCGUCCUGCGAGGAGGACUCCACGGGGGGGACGCCUGUCGGUGACGAGAGAGGAGGCGGCGGUGAAAAUGGCGGCGGCCAAGGAGGAGGCGUGGCAACGGCGGCCGGCAAGGCCACCUUCCUGAAAAUGUCGGGCUCCACCGAUGACAUCAUCGACCUCACGGCGCUGCCUCCCCCCGAGGGAGACGACGGCGUGGACGAGGACGAGGACGACACGCUGCUGCAGACGCUCAACCUCGCGAUAGCGGCGCCACCGCCGGGCUUUCGGGACAGUUCGGACGAGGACGCGAUGCCCGAGGGGAGGCCGCUGAGCGCGCGCGGGAACGACGACAUCCCGGUGUCGUUGAUCGACGCCGUUCCAACCGAUGAGGAGGGGGAGGAGAGCGGAGGAGGGGAGAGGCGGCUGGAGAAUGCGGUCAUGCAUACGCUGCAGGCACUCGAGGCUUUGUCCGUGUCUGAGCAGAGGCCGCCACCGCCACCGCCACCCAACAGUAAUAAUCAAGGUGCCUACGCAUCCCAAGGCUUCAGCCCAGAGUCGUCCUCUGAUUCUGGCAACGAGACCAACUCCUCAGAGAUGACGGAAAUCUGCGAACUUGCCGCUACCCACCGGCUCAGCGAGAGCCACAUGCGUCUUCUGGUCGCCACGAGGGAAGGCUACCAACCUUUGCUCGAGGAGAAGACGGAAUUUCCUGUCUCGCCCAGCACGACGGGAACGAUACAGAAGAAACCCCGCAGUCCACCGCGGCACCUUCAGCCCCCGGCGGUACCUCCGAGGCGGAGCCCCCUGUUGGACACGUCCACAUCUGGACAAGCAGCCUCGGACGUCAGGGCCCACGCGAACCUCUCGUCCACUCUCCAGCGGCCGAGUUCAACCACGCCGGGAGGCAAGCAUCAUAAGAAGUCUGCGGACUCCAGUGGGAAGUACAACACCUUCAGCACGAGAGACGGGUAUAGAGGUGAGGGUAGCGGGAUCCGCGGCCGCCUUGACAUGGACCAGCGCACUUCAUUCUGUGAGCGAGGUGAGAGUCAGAGGAGACAAAUUUCUUUUUUGGAAGAAGACUCUGCGGCGGCGGGCCACGGGAUGAACAGCCAUCCCCACGACCAUCACAGAAACCCCCGCCCUUGCUCCUCUACCUCUGACCGCCUGUUAGAUGUGGUCAACAUGGGGGAUGGUCACGCGGAUAAUGGCGCUGCGGGCGUUGAUCAAGAUGAACGUUUGGUUGUGGCGUCGUUGUUAUCCCCAACGAAAAAGCCCAGAACAGGCGGGUCCGAGCAGGGAUCCGACACACAAAGUGACCACCCGCCCAUGUCUAGACAGCAGAGUGUUGCGCGGUUGUGUGAGUACCAUCUCGCGAAACGGAUUUCAAACUUGCAAGGGGAGGCCCACAGCUCCCUGCAGGGUUCUUUGUGCUCGUCGCUGGAUGCUGGCGGCAGCACAAACAGUAGCGCGUGUGCCACCCCAACUGACUCCCCGCUGGGCCCCGGUCCAUUUGAAUCAAAACAUCACCACUUGCAAAGGCACCCACUUUCUAGUUCCUCCUCGUCGUUACUCAGGGUGCUAAACUAUGACGACAACAAACCUCGUGGCAACCCUGGUCAGAGCGCUCAGGGAAAGGACCCCCACCCUCACGCUGACCCCGCCCUCCUCCGGAAAAUGCUGCCCAACAUUCACGCUCCAGCCGAACCGGCCCGACCCUCGUCUGCAACGCCGUCAAAGCAUAAAGAAUCGACAGGAACUGGAAGCAAGAGGGCCCACAAUGAUCUGCAUGCCAAACAACAGGCCCACUUGAAAGGCCUGAAUCAGAAGGAAGGCAGCGAGGCCUACAGGCAGCUGAUUAACUAUCUAACAGUCAGCCAGAUGCAUCAGGGCGGGAAGCUGCACAGUGCAGGCAUGGGAGCGGCGGUGAAAAAGGACACCAGGCGUUUUAUCACAAGCAACCCUCAGCUUGUUGAAAUGGUUAAGAACAGGGGGAACACCAUAGCUCGCUGCCCGUGUAUACCUUCCUCCAUAUCAUCUCCGUUUCUUAGUCCAAAUGUAGUCCCCCCUAACGCGUCAGCCCCCAUGCAGCUGGCAAAUAAAAGUCAGCGCUCAUACCAUUCAGCCACACUGCCUGCCAAACUUAAGAGAAGCCCCGAGAUGCAUUCUCAGACGCUGAACGACAAUCUAGAUUACAGGUCGAGUACUUCGGAGAGAAGAAGCUCCUUUUCUGGCCUGGAAAGUGAACUAGAGAGGAGUGGUAUGGACCCAGAGCAGUUCCUUUCGAUGUAUAAAAGAGAGGGCUGCAUGAGCCCCGAGGGGCGAUUCAUUACAGGUGGAAACCAUGAGGACGGGGGCAACCCUAACCGUCACCCGCCGAGGUCCAGAAGCCAACCGAGUGGCACCACAGACGACUGGUUCAGAUCAGAACCGAGAGCUAAGCAUGCCGUCCGUCAGUCUUCACAUCAACGCCCCAGUGAUUCCCUCUGUUUCUCUGCCGCCCCCAGUGUGAGCGGUCAACAAUUAGACUUCAACACCUUCUCUUUAGGAAGGGGAGACCAUCCUUCAGCUUUUAUCAGGCAGACGUCAACCGGUCCAAGGGCUUGCAUAACUUCUCCAUCUCGCAACCCACAAUCCCCACCUCCUCCUCCACCUCCCCCACCACCACCACCGCCACCACCACCGCCUUCUUCUCUGUUGCCCCUUCCUGUGCAGGCCAACACUAGCUCCAGCAACUCAGGAUGCCAACAGAAUUCCAUCCAUACCAUGCAGUUCCACCCUAACCAGAACCACAUUCAAGCUUUGACCCCGACCCCUCAGACGGAUUCUCUGGGCAACAGCCUGCAACGGGGUCGGGAGCUCAAACGGAGCUCCAGCAAUGUGACGGCGUGUUCCAACAGCGUGGAAGUUCUGUUCGACAAGCCCACUCGAAGCAGGAGCCAGCAGCCCUUGUCACCAUCUGUGCCCCAGCAAGGCGAGACAAAAGUCCAGCGAAGGCCGACGAGGAAGCGACUCUCCAAGAGCUACUCCCAAGGCUCCGUGUCUUCCCACACCUCGUGCUGGAGUACAGGCAGCAGGUUGGACUGCCGGAGGGCUUCGGUUGCGUUUCCAUUGCAGAAAGACGGGAAACACAUAAAGGGCUCUCAGAAACUGGACACCAGCCCCUGGCGAUGCAACGGGCCUUUCAGCUACUGUUUCUUCAAACGCAAGAGUGAGGGCGAGGAGGAAGACGUCGAGUGGGAGAAACCAAGACGAAGCCGCAAGGGGAGUGACAUCAAUGCAAACGACAAUGCUGCCGCUGUGUUCCCAUGUGGCUCGGCGGUGGAUGCAGCCGGGGAGCAGCUGUACGGGGAGGUCCUCAACAACAUGAGCUUCAGCGACCGCCUUGCACGGAUCAACGCGCUCAAGGACCGCAUGUACGGCUUCCCUUCCGGCUUCACCGAUGUCCGCCGCGACGCCAGUGAACUCAUCGCGCUGGUGAGGUCGAGCAUAGGCCGCUGUGACCGCGGCGCCCAGAUCCCUCUGCAGGACGUGGCCCAGUACAAGCAGCUCCUCUCCGUGGAGUCGAAAGAAUUGGGCCGGGCGUGCCGCCGGAUGGCACAAGCCCACGGCACGCCGGAGGAGAUGCUGCUGGCUGUGACUUGUAGUUUCCAGGUGCUGUGCUGCCUCUGCGAAGCCUGCAUGUGUCUGGUCCGAGGGCUCGGCGCUUCAGCCUCGCACCAGCAGAGAGAGGUCGUGGCUAAGGUCGACGAGGUCGUCAUGAACUAUAUAUGUUUGCUCAAAGCGGCCGAGACGGCGACAGUGGGAGCGCCUGGGGAGCACAGCGUGAAAGCCCUGGUCCGCCACUCCAGCACCAUGUCGGCCAUUGCUAACGCACUCACCCGCUCCCUUAAAACGCUGCUUAGCAAGUAGAGGCUACUCCUUAUGCUUUAUAGUGUGGCCUAAGCAGUCAGCAGAUGUCUGUGUUUAAGCAUCUAGAGUCUGAUGUGUUUCACAUAGGGCCUGGAGGGUCUCCAUAUCAGUAUAAAUAAAGUUGCAUCGAGACAUUCAACAGAGGAAGAUGCUUAAAUUUAGCCCAGUCUGACUACACUUGCUUUUUCUGUUGACAAUAUGUAAUGUAUAUUUACAAAGCCAUACUGUCGCAGACCUUUGUUUCAUGAUAUGUACCCAAUAGAUACCCUCCUACCUGUGCAUUAUGUAACUUAUUUAAAAGAUGUAUAUAAUGUAUAUAUACAGUAUACACUAUUAUUUGCUGUAGCAGUUUUAAGAAGCCACUGAGCAUUCAGCUGAGUUCACACUCGACUCUGGAGUGUUUUCACUUUCAGUUUUAACAGUUCAUAAAGUGCAGUUUGACUAAAGAUAUUUAUUAUGAUCACUAUUCAAAAUCAACCUGGAGACAUGCGUGCGCUAAUGUGUCACAGUCGGUCAGGUGUGGAAAAUGUUGCUGUGAUUUUAUUCACAUAAUAAUUGUUGGUUUGUAUGUCUGAGUGAGUGUUUCAAAGGUUAAACUCUGCUGCAUUAUUAUGCAGGUUUCAUUUUGUGUGCAAUGCUUGAGGGGAAUAUUGUUAGGAAUGACACGUAGACAACACAGGGACACUGACAUUUUAAACUGCUUCUUCCUCUUGUUUUUUUUUUUGCAAAGAUGAUUUCCAGAAUGGUAAAUUAUAAGCUCAUCACCAAUCACUGAAUAUUUGGAAAUUAUAUCUACAAUUUAUAAAGAACUAUUUCAGAUUGACCACUGUGUAAAUUCUAAUUGUUUGAACCAUUUGUGUUUUAUUAUCAUCUUGUUUUUUUUUGGGGGGGGGGGGGGUCAUUUCUGUGCUUAAAUGAUUUUAUGAUUUCACACAAUGUUUUGAAGAUGCAGUUGUGUCUCUUGGCAAGAAAUUGUUUUUUUCAAUAUUCCACCAAUCUAUUAAAAAAAAACACAUUUUACAAAUA
This is a messenger RNA of Labrus mixtus (cuckoo wrasse), 7426 nucleotides long. RefSeq names its product FERM and PDZ domain-containing protein 4-like. The record is from RefSeq and is a predicted model, not a curated record. NCBI's taxonomy places the organism in Eukaryota, Metazoa, Chordata, Actinopteri, Labriformes, Labridae. Gene Ontology annotation, molecular function: protein binding. Gene Ontology annotation, cellular component: cytoskeleton. The coding region runs from base 395 to 6400 and encodes 2001 amino acids. The transcript is spliced from 16 exons.